Molecule: messenger RNA, 1765 nt
Organism: Pyrus x bretschneideri (Chinese white pear)
Lineage: Eukaryota; Viridiplantae; Streptophyta; Magnoliopsida; Rosales; Rosaceae
Product: protein gar2
Exons: 4
Coding region: 245-1615 (456 amino acids)
Biological process (GO): mRNA splicing, via spliceosome
Cellular component (GO): precatalytic spliceosome; U1 snRNP; U2-type prespliceosome
Molecular function (GO): U1 snRNA binding; mRNA binding
Source: RefSeq, a predicted model, not a curated record
CUCCAAAACAAGUUUUUAGACAGAAUUGACUGCACUCCAUAGAUCCGACGGAAAUCAUAAACUUCCUUUCUUCUUCCCAUAUUCUUGUUCCAGCCAUUAACGACCGGUCUGAAGCUCAAUCUUUUAUUUGGACGCUCUUCCAAAACCAAAUUUCCCAUAAAAAAAAAAAAAAAAAAAAGUAUCUGUAAAAGGGAUAUUGGUUCUCUAGGGAGAACAAUGGGAGAUUUAGAUAAUUGUGUUAAAGAUGAUUCAACAUUGGCCUAGAGAAUCGGACCUUAACUUUGCAGUUGGUGACGAUGAAGAAAACUUUGAAAGAGGAGGUGACUUCGAUCAGGAUCAGAACCAACAUGAGCAACGUAGUUCCCCCUCACUAAAUCCGGAAUAUUCUUACGUUGUGGCAACUGAAUCUGGUCAUGACAGUGUCGUUGAAACAAAAUUUGCCCAUGAUCCAGAGAGGACUCAGUCUCCAUUCAAGGACAAUAACCAAUACCAAGGUGAGAUGGAUGAGUUGCAUGGAAAUAAUUUUCUUAACCCCUCCUCUCAUUGUAAGUCACAAACAUUCCAUAAUGAAACGGGAGCUGAAGAUUCUGCUCAUUCACAGGAGUCUCCACUAACAGCAAAUGCAAACCGGGGAGCUGGAGAGCAGAGCGAAUCUGACAUGGGUAGGCCAAUUGAUGCUCCGCAUGGUGGAGGAGAGAACAGAUUUUAUUCAGAGAGAUCACAAUAUGAAUAUAGUGAACCCAAGAAAGAUGACUCCCUAGGUGAGAACAGACACCCUGGCAUAUAUCAUUCUGAUCUUCAUUCUCCCAAAAGCACUGCUGGAGGAUCAGUGUCUCCUAAGACAAAGAGACAAAUGUCAAUUUCACCUGAAGGCUCGCCUUCUCAUCAAGGUUCUCAAGCACGAAUAUCUCAUUGCCGGAAAAUUUCUUCCCCUGAUUUGCAUAAAGGAAUUUCACUUGAUCAAUUAUCUCCGGCCAGGCAAAGUUCUGCUUCAACACAGGGCAUUCAGCGUCAGUCUCAGCAUAAGGAUAGCUCGUCUCACAAGCAUAUAACUUCGCCCCCAAGGUCCCAUCGCUCACCCCCAAGGUCCCACCGCUCACCCCCAAGGUCCCAUCUUUCACCACCAAAGUACCGGAGAAGGGAUAACUCAGAGUCACGAUCAUCCAUUCGACACAGAGAUUCCUAUGGUUACCAGAGGGAUUACCGUGACCGAACCCGAUCACGGUCCCCAUAUUCAAGAGUCCAUCAUAGGUCCACAAGGGAAAGGCAUUCUCCAAGGCGAAGGUCCCCUUUUCCAGAAUAUCAUCACCGAUCUCCUAGAAGGAGACCUUGGUCACCACCGCCUAAUAGGAAAACUGGAUUAGGGAAACCUGGGAGAAAUUUAUUUGUUGCAGGUUUUAGCUUCGCGACUACAGAGAGAGAUCUGGAAAGGAAGUUUUCUAGGUAUGGCAGAGUACAACAUGUUCGGAUCGUUAGAGACCAGAGGUCGGGAGAUUCGCGUGGAUUUGGAUUUUUGACGCUGGAAACGGAUGAAGAUGCUGAUGCGGCUAUCAGAGCUCUAGAUGAGACUGAGUGGAAUGGUCGGAUUAUUCUUGUCGAAAAAUCCAAAAGUUGAGGGCUUGAGACUCACCUUGAUCACAACUAGCCAUUGAAAUCUUUUUUUCAGUCGUGUAAUUUGGUUUUCUGAAGUUAGUACUGCCCACCAGUGUUGUAUAAAAAAUGAGUACAGAUUAUAUAUCACAUCAUAAGGGAUUCCUUCUCUUCA